GCGGUAAAAUAAAGGUGUAUUGACUGAAACAGAUCACGUUCACCCUACUUAUUUGAAUUGGUUCUCGAAAAUUACACCUUUCUUAAGAUCCGAUGGGAUUACGCUUAUUUCCAUUCAAUUUAUUUCUUGGAUGAAUGAAAGGAGUGGAAACGUUCAUAAAUUUAAUGAUUAUAAAAAUGCAGGAAUACAAUUCAUCGAGAGGAAACAGUUGCUCAUCUGAGAUUUAAUAGAAAACUGAUGUUAAAGGAUGGUACUUUUGAUAAGAAUCAGUACACUGCAAGACGAUCUAGUAACAAGAUGUACUUUCCACAGGUCUUCACAAUCUUCUUGGUCAUCAAUGCUGUAUUCGCAGCAGAAACAGUGGUCAAAAGAGGCUUGUUUGAACCUGAAUUCAUAGGAGGGAAUUUCAAUUCAUUUGAAAACCAUGGAUAUAACGGGAUUCCUGCAUUUCCUGUUUUGCCACCUCCAACUGUUUCAUUUGGAAAAUCAUAUCUGCCAAAACCGAGCGUAUCCCCUGGAGAAAUCGCUUCUGCAAUCCAAGCAGCUAAAGAAGCUUCAGAUCUCGUAAUGGAAUCUCAACGAAGAGUUCAAGAUGCUAAAGAAUCAGUUCUUCAUCAGCAGCACGUAGCAAGCCAGAAACAAGCACAGGCUGCUUUGGCAUUACAGAGAGCAGAAGCUGCUGCUGCAGUUCAACAACAGGAAGCUAAAGCAGCUGCUAACGGUUUAGUAUUGGCACAGCAAAGGCUGGCUCAAGCUAAAUCAGAAGUUUCGGAACACCAAAAACUAGCUGCAAUCAGAGAAGCUCAAGCAGCUGCUAUUAUUCAGAAAUCAGCAAACCUAGCUGCAGCUAAUAUACAAAAAUCAGACGAUGCUGCCAAGAAACUCAACGCUAUUCAAUAUUCUGGAAAUGAAGCUUUAAGACAAUCUGCUGCUGGUAAAGAUGGCUCUCUAUCUGCAACUUCAGCUGCUGUUGCUGCAACUGGAAAUGCUGGUAAACAUGAAGGAUUCGCAUUCAUAAGUUCUCCAAAGUUAUUUGCUCUUCAACCUUGGCGUUAAUUUCUUCGUAUUAUUCAGCACUAUUUCUUACUUGUUAACAUUGAUAUUG
Messenger RNA from Harmonia axyridis, 1105 nucleotides. RefSeq lists its product as uncharacterized. The record is from RefSeq and is a predicted model, not a curated record. The transcript is spliced from 5 exons. The coding region runs from base 238 to 1056 and encodes 272 amino acids. Lineage: Eukaryota; Metazoa; Arthropoda; Insecta; Coleoptera; Coccinellidae.